CCUGUUUAGAAGAAUCAAUGGCAUCGAAAGGUUGAGCGGAGCAGCGAAGUUUCCGUUAUCCAUUCUUUGUAUUUCCUUCUCUCUCUCUCGAAGCCAAAACGAACAGAACUCAAUCAAAAACGCUACUAAAAAAAACCAGAUUAGGGGUUUUUUAAUCUCCAAAUUGUUUUAAAAAAUCUCUCUUUUUUUCGUUGGAAGCUAUGGAUUCUGAUUCGAUCAACAACAUUUCUUCUUCAGCCUCUAACUGCAAGGAUUUAUCAAGAAAGAAGAGAAGGUCUGCAAAAUUGAAGCAGUGCAAAUUGGAUGCCCGCCGCGAGCAAUGGCUUUCUCAAAGUGCGGUAAAGAACAAGGGUUGUUGCAAGGAGGGAACCAAUGGUGGCGACUCGAAGCAAACGCGGCCAGGUGAAAGGGACCGUUCCUUGGAGAAUUUAGAGAUGAGGAGAAUUGAUGAGGCUAACGGAGGAGGAGAAAAUGGAUCGGUCCAACACGAGAGCGAUUCUGAGUCUUCGCCUUCAAAUAGUCCCACAAGCAUCGGCCUGUUGGGAGGAACGGGUUCCGGGAUAAGCUUCACCAAUAGCAGCAGCAGUAGCUGUAGCAGCAGUAGCACGAGCAGUGGCGGGUGCUGUUCCGGUAGCAUCACGGAAGAAGAAGGAGAUAAUGGAUGCUUGGAUGAUUGGGAGGCGGUUGCUGAUGCAUUGGCUGCUGAUGAUGACAAGCAAGAAACGGAGCGGAACGAGAAUAACAGGGAAAAUCCUUGUGUAGGAUCUACCCCUGGGCAUGAGCCAAGUCCCCAGUUAGGUUCCAAUGGGGCGGGAUCAGAUUUGAGGAAUGCAAAGCCUGAGUGUCCAAGAAUGGUGCAGAGGGCAACAGGGAAUAGCAGGGCAUGGAAGGCUGAUGAUGCUUUUCGUCCACAGACUCUUCCUAAUUUGUCAAAGCAGCGAAGUUUUCCAGCUACUGACCGGCAUUUUGGUCAAGGAGGGGUGUCAUGGGCACGUAGCAGUGCAUUUCCGGUGCCAUCAUCAUGUCCCAUAUGCUAUGAGGAUUUGGAUUUCACGGACUCAAGUUUUUUGCCCUGUUUGUGUGGUUUCCGGCUCUGUCUUUUCUGCCACAAAAGGAUUCUUGAGGAGGAUGGACGUUGUCCUGGUUGCAGGAAGCCAUAUGAGCAUGAUCCCUUGGAGACUGAAGCUACUGUUCAAGGAGGCAGUCUGACAUUUAGGUUGGCUCGUUCUUGUAGCAUGAUUGCAAGGUCUUAGGAGCAGUCUUUGUUGUGAUGAAUUACGUAAAAGUUAAGGAUUGUCUCUAUGGAAAUAUUGCACUUUCCAAAGUUAAAUUUGCACCUUUCGGAAAGGUACUGUCAACAGCUUCUUGUGUUGCAAAGACAACUUCCAGGUAAAAAUUGCCCAUUUAUGUAAGACUCUGGCUUCUGAAUCUAUUUCCUUUUAAUGCUGGUGUAAUUCUUUAGAAACUGAGCUUAGACAAGUGGUGAUGGCAUUCUACUUUAACCUUUUUUUUAUUACACUCGGAAAAAAAAGUCGUAUCUUAGUUAAUGAUAAAACAUGCCAGAAAGGAAAUUGAUUGAUAUUAAGCUGGAAUAUGUUAUGUGCAAUAUUAAAUAGUUUUUGCUGAAAAUUGUUAAGUUGUCACUUUUGCUUGUAAAUAAACACUAAAAAUAAAGGAAAAUCCUGAAAUUUCUAAUUUUCAACCCUUUAUGUGACCACUGAAUAGUACCCAAGUUUUGGGGUUUGCUCAAAAAAGGCAAUGAAAAGAGCAUAAACGUGGGAGAGAGAUGAGAAAAGAGAAAGCAGGUGAUGGUUGAAAGUUAUAUUUCCUGGUAGGUUUUUAGUUUAUCGGUGUUCCUCAUGCUUUGCUGUGCUCUUUCUGUUAAUAUAAUUCCUAUUUGCCUGCACAUAUAGGUUGGAGCUUGCACUUGUUCUUUUGUUUUAUGAUGUUUGAAGUUGUUCUUGAACUUGUUUUUUUU
Durio zibethinus is the source of this 1978-nucleotide messenger RNA. The record is from RefSeq and is a predicted model, not a curated record. Lineage: Eukaryota; Viridiplantae; Streptophyta; Magnoliopsida; Malvales; Malvaceae.